AUGGACAUGGUAGAUGCGCGCCAAGCAGAGCGGCGGCUCAUCCAAACCAGUGCCGUCAUCGUGCUCGGUGCAAACCAGGGUCCAGCACUACCCCCUCCGUCGCCACCAACACCAUGUGCCUCUCCGUCCGGUGAUGCUCUCGUAGACCCCCCGGAACCGUUCAGCCUCGAGCACCAUCGACAGCCCCGUCAGAACGCCCACGCGCGAGGUCUUCCGCACCACCCUCUGCGCCGCCACGACGAAUCCCCGGCCACUGAAAGCCGCCUGCGCCGCGGCAUCCACGUCCUGAACAAGGAGGCGCUGGCACUCGCCAACCUGACCGCGCUAUACGAGACAGACCCCGUGGCUCGGGACGGGUUCGACGAGGCUGUCCAGGCCCUCGUUCGGCUGGGCCAGCUUCGUGGCAAACUCGUCAUCAUCGGGGUGGGAAAGUCGGGUCAUGUUGGCAAGAAACUGGCCGCGACCAUGCAGAGCCUCGGUAUUCGGGCCGUAUUCAUGCAUCCUACCGAGGCGUUGCAUGGCGAUCUGGGCAUCAUUGAUUCCCGCGAUUCCCUAAUGUUCAUCACCUACUCUGGAAAGACGCAGGAGCUCAUGCUUUUGCUGCCACACCUCGACCACACGCUGCCUACUAUUCUCCUCACUUCUCAUAUGCGCCGUGAAACGUGCGAGCUCGUCAAGAGACGCCCAAACACCAUUCUCCUGCCCGCCCCCAUCCCGGAAAGCGAGAAGACGUCGUUUGGAGUGUCUGCUCCGUCGACAUCCACCACCGUCGCACUCGCUCUGGGAGACGCCCUGGCCAUGGCCGCGGCGAAUGAGAUGCAUGACAAUGUUGCCGCUGUCUUUGCAAAGAAUCAUCCUGGUGGAGCGAUAGGGUCCGACACGGGGACAGCCUGGGCAGUAGACGUUGCCGCCCAAGAGUCAAGGCCCAGACCGGGAGCAAUCGAGGUCAUCACACACCCCAGCCGCCAGAUCCGCGGAAUCAGCACCGCGGGCUUGACUCAACCGCUCGCAAGUCUCCCCCAUCUGUUCACGUCCCACCCCGACAUGCCGGCCAUGUCGUCCCCUGACACGACGCUGCGCCAAGCCGGCAAGGCAACAUGUUCCAUGCGACGCGGCACGAUAACCCGGGAGGGGGAGGAGACGGACCGCCUUGUAAAUCAGGCCUUUGUCGCUGGUGUCGCGGCAGGUCUUGAGUAG
Messenger RNA from Ustilaginoidea virens, 1197 nucleotides. RefSeq lists its product as uncharacterized. NCBI's taxonomy places the organism in Eukaryota, Fungi, Ascomycota, Sordariomycetes, Hypocreales, Clavicipitaceae. The record is from RefSeq and is a predicted model, not a curated record. Gene Ontology annotation, biological process: carbohydrate derivative metabolic process. The coding region runs from base 1 to 1197 and encodes 398 amino acids. The transcript is spliced from 2 exons. Gene Ontology annotation, molecular function: carbohydrate derivative binding.